Molecule: messenger RNA, 327 nt
Organism: Staurois parvus
Lineage: Eukaryota; Metazoa; Chordata; Amphibia; Anura; Ranidae
Source: the annotation of a GenBank genome assembly
AUGGACAACGAGUCCCAAUAUUCUGGGUACUCUUACAAGUCGGGGCAGUCCCGAAGUUCCCGCAAACACAGAGAACGGAGGGAUCGUCAUCGAUCCAAAAGCCGGGAUGGCAGCAGUCGCGGUGAUAAGUCAGUCACCAUCCAAGCUCCAGGAGAGCCUUUGUUAGACAACGAGUCAACGAGAGGAGAAGACCGGGAUGACAACUGGGGCGAAACCACCACCGUGGUCACCGGGACCUCCGAACACAGCAUAUCCCAUGAUGACAUUACCCGUAUCACUAAGGACAUGGAGGACAGUGCCAACCUGGACUGCUCCCGCCACUUGGGC